Polypterus senegalus (gray bichir) is the source of this 1448-nucleotide messenger RNA. It is a transcript of the gene marchf9, whose product is annotated as membrane-associated ring finger (C3HC4) 9. Gene Ontology annotation, molecular function: zinc ion binding; ubiquitin-protein transferase activity. NCBI's taxonomy places the organism in Eukaryota, Metazoa, Chordata, Cladistia, Polypteriformes, Polypteridae. Gene Ontology annotation, biological process: protein ubiquitination. The transcript is spliced from 4 exons. The record is from RefSeq and is a predicted model, not a curated record. The coding region runs from base 206 to 1219 and encodes 337 amino acids.
CGCAAGUGGCCCUAUUGUGCAGCCGUGGCCCUGGCAUUUUGCACACACCGAUGUGCCGGGGGGACUCGCUCGAGUAGCGGGGCUUUUUAUUUUUCGCGUCUUCUGAUGCGCCCGGGGCAUCCGCUGCUCCUGCCAUCCCUCUCGUGAUUUUUUUUUAUUUUUUAUUUUUUUUAUUGUCACUCCGCUUCGGAUUGUCGCGUUAACGAUGUUCAAGUAUCGGAUCCGCAUGUUUUUUAACGAGCUCAAGGUCCUGGUUUUGAUGCGCUCCGGCUCGAGGCAGGCCGACCCUGACACGGACACUGACCGGCGGAGCGCCAUGCGAGGAACGAGCGGAUGCGGCUGGCCGCCUUUCAGCGACUGCUCGUCCCGGGACGACGAUGAGGAGUACUACGGCAGCGAGCCUCGCCCGAGGAGCCUGGCAUUCGAGGAGCGGGACACCAAAGUGCAGGUCGGACUGGACGGGGUGUCACUGGGCAGCAGUCCGGAGAGUGGCAUGCGGACCCCGCAGUGUCGGAUCUGCUUCCAGGGUCCUGAGCAGGGGGAGCUCCUGAGCCCAUGCCGAUGUGACGGCUCUGUUCGCUGCACACACCAGCCCUGCCUGAUCCGGUGGAUAAGUGAGAGGGGCUCCUGGAGCUGUGAGCUCUGCUACUUCAAGUACCAGGUCCUGGCCAUCAGCACCAAGAACCCCCUUCAGUGGCAGGCCAUCUCCUUGACAGUGAUUGAGAAGGUGCAAAUCGCCGCAAUAAUCCUGGGAUCCCUGUUUCUCAUCGCUAGCAUCUCCUGGCUCAUCUGGUCCUCGCUGAGCCCGUCGGCAAAGUGGCAGCGCCAGGACCUGCUCUUUCAGAUCUGCUAUGGAAUGUAUGGCUUCAUGGACAUCGUCUGUAUAGGUCUCAUCAUCCACGAAGGCUCCUCAGUCUACCGGAUUUUUAAACGCUGGCAGGCAGUCAACCAGCAGUGGAAGGUACUGAACUAUGAAAAGGCCAAGGACCUGGGGGAGGCCCUGAGUGGAAGUAAUAAGGCGGCUGGGGGUCGCGGUUCACGGAGCGGCCACCCCUCGGCCAGCGACAGGAGCGGCCGACGAGGACAGCGUGUUAGGACUAUUCUCAACCACCACUGUGGCUACACGAUCCUGCACAUCCUGAGCCACCUGCGGCCCAGCGAGCACCGGCUGAGCGGCAGCUCCAACCGCGAGGUGGUCAUGCGGGUGACGACAGUAUGAGGACUGAGCCAGCAGCAGGGACUGGACUCGGUGGGGAGCGGGCCCCACGCCUCCGAGCCGCCUUCUAGAGUAUUGCUCUUUGGUUUAUUUUUUAAAUAAAGCAUCCAAAAGCAGAGGCAAGCGGAAGGUGUUCUGAGUUGAGGAGUGGACCAUGUCGGACCCAGCGACAGCUGAUGGACACGGGCAUGUCCUCCCUUUUCCUCACUGCCUGGCGAUCUUCUCUUCUUGG